Messenger RNA from Onychomys torridus (southern grasshopper mouse), 712 nucleotides. It is a transcript of the gene Mrps28, whose product is annotated as mitochondrial ribosomal protein S28. Bases 34 to 594 code for a protein of 186 amino acids. The record is from RefSeq and is a predicted model, not a curated record. The transcript is spliced from 3 exons. Gene Ontology annotation, cellular component: mitochondrial small ribosomal subunit. NCBI's taxonomy places the organism in Eukaryota, Metazoa, Chordata, Mammalia, Rodentia, Cricetidae.
AAGAGGCCAGAGGUGAGAGGUCGCGCAGGCAUCAUGGCGGCGCUGUGUGGCUCCCACGCCGGGGCUGCAGGGAGCCGAUUCCUAAGAGCGCUUCUCUUCUCCAAGCCCUUUCGAAGUGCCAGCACGGAGAGUGGCUCCGAGGGCGCGACCCGUGACUCCUCCGCUCCUCGGGCGCGCUCAGGCGGCUUCGCGAGCGCUCUGGAACGAAUCUCGGAGCUGCAGCGGAAGACGGAGCUCGGGCUGGAGUCUCCAAAAAAUGUGGAAUCCUUUGCUUCCAUGCUGAGACACUCUCCACUGACACAGAUGGGGCCUGCCAAGGACAAACUGGUCAUUGGACGGAUCUUUCAUAUUGUGGAGGAUGAUCUCUACAUAGAUUUUGGUGGCAAGUUUCACUGUGUGUGUAAAAGACCAGACGUGGAUGGCGAGAAGUACCAGAGGGGCACCAGGGUCCGGCUGCGACUCCUGGAUCUUGAGCUAACAUCAAGGUUCCUGGGUGCGACCACAGAUACAACCAUACUAGAGGCUGAUGCAGUUCUCUUAGGACUCCAAGAGAGCAGAGACUCCAAAUCAAGAGAGGAACAGCUCAACAAGUAAAUGAGUUCUGCUUGGUUCAGUCAAAACAGGCUCUGUUUUGAGCCCAGAUAACUGUCAAGAAUGCAAUUAGGAAACUGUGAAUAAGUGAUUGAAUAAAGUUGUAAUAAAUGAACACUCA